This is a messenger RNA of Alternaria hordeiaustralica, 459 nucleotides long. RefSeq lists its product as uncharacterized. The transcript has a single exon. NCBI's taxonomy places the organism in Eukaryota, Fungi, Ascomycota, Dothideomycetes, Pleosporales, Pleosporaceae. The record is from RefSeq and is a predicted model, not a curated record. The coding region runs from base 1 to 459 and encodes 152 amino acids.
AUGUUUGCAGAUCGCAACAUGGAGCUGCGAAUGUCAACAUACCUCUUCUGCUGCGCGUUGAUCUCGCCCCCUCCUCCCUCAGACCUCCUAUCAAAUUACUUCACCAAGUCGCCCAAGAUCACAGAGCACGGCCCUGAGUGGUCACGCUCGCGGCUGCCUUUCCUAGCCAAGACAUUCUCUGGCAAAGAUGGCUGCGAGGAGUACUUCAAGCUGAUGACUGAUGUGCUGGACAUGGCCUUGCCGAAUGAUGCGUUCCCGCGAGACAGCGGGUUCAUUGUGGAUGCAGAUGCUGGGAUGGUGAGUGUUGUUGGCAAAGGAAGGUUUACGAGUAAGAAGACGGGCAAGGGAUGGGAUGAGCAGUUCAUCUAUCGGUUCAGUGGGUUUAAUCAUGAGGGGAAGAUAGGGCAUUGGGAGAUUUGGGCGGAUCCUUUGAGUGCUUGGGAGGCUGUUGGGGAGUGA